Molecule: messenger RNA, 3846 nt
Organism: Maudiozyma barnettii
Lineage: Eukaryota; Fungi; Ascomycota; Saccharomycetes; Saccharomycetales; Saccharomycetaceae
Gene: SSM4
Product: E3 ubiquitin-protein ligase SSM4
Exons: 1
Coding region: 1-3846 (1281 amino acids)
Cellular component (GO): endoplasmic reticulum membrane
Molecular function (GO): zinc ion binding
Source: RefSeq, a predicted model, not a curated record
AUGGAAGAUCACAUUAUUAACGAAAACUUAACCAAUGGGAGUAUAAAUACGCCUGGUUCGGUACCUGUCGCCCAUCCCAUAAAUAACGAAGAGAAUAAAGAUGAAAUUAUUCCAGAAACUGCAACCUGUCGUAUAUGUAGAGGUGAUGCAACACCAGAUAAUCCAUUAUUUCAUCCAUGCAGAUGUAAAGGUUCUAUCAAAUAUCUACAUGAACCAUGUCUAUUAGAAUGGAUCAAUGCAAGACAUAUAGAUAUUAAUAAAUUAGGUACCUCUGUAGAAUGUGAUAUUUGCCAUUAUCCAUUUCAAUUCAAAACUACAUAUGAUGAAGAUAUGCCCGAAAAGAUACCUUUAUCAUUAGUAAUUGUUAAUAGUUUUUCUGAUGUACUUAAAACAUUUCAUUACCACUUCACUUUAUUAGCGUUUAUUAUCAUGAUUGGUUUGGGAUUCCCAUUGGUUUGGAAUUUUUUUGGUAAAUUGUACACGUUUAUAAUGGAUGGUAAAAUGCCAUAUGAGGGGAAUUUCAUGAAGAGCAUAAUAUUUGGUUAUGAAGAGAAUGUGCCAGAUGAUUAUACAUAUACUUCAGUUCUUACAGCACUAUUAUACAAUCAUAUUUUUUCAUUGUGGCAAAUUAUAUUUACUGUUAUCUUACACUUAGCUAUAUAUUUCCAAUAUGAUAUGAUUGUGAGAGAGGAUAUAUUUAACAAGAUGAUAUUCCAUAAGAUCGGCCCAAAUCUUUCAAUUGAUGCUCUGAAGGCUCGUUUAAGAGAAAGAUUCCCAAUGAUUGAUGAUGAUACUUUGGAACAUGUGGCAAGAAUUGUCUCGCAGAGAGAAAUUAGAGAGAAUGAAGCAAGAAAUCUUCAAAAUAUGGAACUUGAUGAUAAUGUCGAUGUAAUAGCAGAAGAACAAGAAGAGCAGGUUGAAGAAAACACUGACGAUGAAAGUGAUGCUGAUUUUGUGCCAAGCGAUAAUGAUACCCAGAGUGAUUCUGAUUUAUCUGUUGAUGAUAGAGUAAUUGAUGAGGAUGAACUAAUGAGACAAGAAGUUGAAAGAGGUGUUGAAGGCGAUAAUUUUCAACUAGAACAUCCAAUUGAUAACAUGGUUAAUCUACAAGCACAGAGACAAUUCGACGAUAUUUUGGACCGUCAUAGAAACCUUAGAGCACAUAAUAUUCCUGUGCUUCAACCUGAGGAUCAAGAACCAGUGGUACCACAAGAGGAUCCUGUCAUCAACCCGUUUGAGAAUGGAGAUUUUGGUCUGGCUGACAACGAAAAUGAAGAAGGACGUCAACUGGGUCCACUUUGGAUUAACUUACAGAUUAAGUCAAGUAACAUAUUUCUUUACUUUGGGCUAUGUGUGGGUUUUGUUUGUUUUUAUAUGCUGGUAGCCUAUGGAAUUCCAACCACCGUAGGAUAUAUUUUAAUUAGAAUUUACAAUGUUAUUUUACAAUUGGCUUAUAAUUCGAUUUGGUAUUUGAUUCAUUAUUGUAAAUUUAACAGAGGAUACAGACUUAUUUUAAAUAAUGUCCCGGGUUUAACCUACAGCGUGGAUUUUAUCUCCAAGCGUUUGGUACUACCAGCGUUUAACUUCCUUUCUACGUAUUACCUAACAACAUCCAAAAAUUCGACAUACAUGAGAGCCAUACCAUCAGUUGUUACUUUCAUGACAACAGUAGUCAUUAUUUGUGUGUCUUCAGAAAUAUUAGGUAAAGGAUACUCUCGUUACAAUAGCAUGAACGACAAGAACAGAAGAUUUGCAUUCCAAUUAUUAUUUGCAUUGAGAUGCACUUUUAAAGUAUUUGUUAUCUUCUUCAUUGAGCUAGCUGGGUUUCCUAUUCUUGCUGGUGCCAUGUUAGACUUUUCAUUGGCCUGUCCUAUUUUAGGUAAAGCCACUGAUUGGCUAUUUUUCCCAAGCACUUGUUUCUUCAAUUUUCAGAUAUUAUUGGAGUACUGGUUAAUAGGUACCUUAUACAUGUACUGGUUUGCCAAAUAUAUUGGCAUGAUUAGGAAAGAUAUUAUAAGACCUGGGGUUUUAUUUUUUAUUCGUUCGCCUGAGGAUCCAAAUACUAAGAUAUUACAAGAUAGUCUAAUUCAUCCAAUGAGAUCCCAGUUAUCCAGAUUAUUUUUAUCGAUGUUCAUUUAUGCUGUGUUUAUCAUUCUAGGGUUUGGUUUAAAUACUAAGGUAUUGUUUCCAAUAAUCUUGAAAUCUCAAAUUUUGAAAACACCAGAUGACUUCCUAGAUGGUUAUGUGUUUAACAAAAUUACACUGAUAAUCAUUUUUUAUUUCACCAAAAAAAUAAUUGAAGCUAAUCCAAAUGUUAACAUCCUUGUGAAAAAUUACUGGUCUAAAAUUUUUGAAGUAUCCUCCAGAAAGUUGCGUCUUUCAUCUUUUAUCUUGGGUACGGACUAUGCUUCUGAAAGAGGUCAUAUUGUUUACCGUAAUAUUUUUUACAAAUUAUUUUCGUCCAAAAAGGCACAAUGGUCUAAUGCAGAUCUAUAUACUAGUCCAAAGACUCCCUCAGUAGCCUUAAAGCUUUUCAAAGAAGAUCAAUCUAUUCAUGCGUAUUUUGUUCCCGAUGGGUUAUUGAUGCGUGUUCCUUCAUCUGAUAUUGUUUCUAGGAAUUAUGUUCAAACAAUGUUUGUUUCGGUUACAAAAAGUGACAAAUUAUUGAAACCGCUUGAUUUAAAGAGGUUAAAGGAGCGUAAUUUGAAAAAUGCGGGUGAGUUCGGCUAUUUAGAACAACAGAACACUGAUUUUGAUGAAUAUUUUAUUUGUUACGUACCGCCUAACUUUACAGCAAGGUAUACAGGUCUGUUGGUUCUUAUGUGGUUUUUUGCCUCAGUUCUGAUUAUAAGCACUGCUAUUGUCUCACAGUACCUUUUCAAUUCUUUGACUCUAAUUCUAUUCCUACUGCCAUCGAAAUUAUUAGGUUUUGAUUCAUCUUAUACCUCGUUGUUGAAAAUUGUACUUGUUAGCUAUAAACAAGCUAAUGUUCAUUAUGUCUGUUUGGGUGCUAUUAUCAUGUCAUUCAUAUUAGAUUACUAUAAGAAACAUCAUUUAUCUAAGUAUUUUUUCGAGCAUAGGACUGCAGAAGAGAAUGCCAAUGAAUUACAAGAAAAUCAGGAUAAUGCAGCUGAACGAGACUUUGGUAUUCGUCCAGAACUAGAAGAGUUGAUUGUUGAUAAUUUCAUAUCAAAAUAUGUUAUUGGACCUCAGUUAUUAUGCGCUUAUGGUGUGAUUGAGUAUCUACUUUUAGGAUUUGGAUAUAGUAUUGUGAUUCAUAUUUGUAUCGCAUAUAUUGAAUUCCUCGUGACAGGAGAACCUAUGGUUGUGGAUGCGGAUCGUAUACAAAAAGCUAUUCAUUCAAAAUUGUAUAUUUUUAUUGUUUUCUGCUUUUUCCGCCCAAUAAUAAUUAGAUCCACUGCUAUUGGUAAUGGUAUAAGGACAAAUGGAAAUAGAGGUUUUAUUGUUUCCUGUAGGGAGCAAUGGAAUGCUAUUGUUAAACCUCAAUUAAAGUUUGUUGUGCGUUGCUAUAUUAUCUUCUUCUCGAUUAUAUUAUUUACUUCAAUUUUUGAAUACACUUUGGAUACGGAUCAUUACAGUUCAUUUAUGAAUGCCUUGAAAUUUAUUAUUCUCGGUAGAUUAAGAUCUAUGAAUUCUAAUGUACCAUGGACAUUUCCGCAACAUUUGACCUUCAUUUUAACAAUUGCUUUCAUAUUCUCGCAUGGAGCAUUUGAAUUAUAUGGGUCGAUAAAUAAAUGGUUCAAGUUGUUCACGCAAAAUGUGAAAGACGAAGUUUAUGCUAAUGGGAGAUCAUUAGAAAAUUAUGGAACAGAUACAGUACAAUAA